Messenger RNA from Gekko japonicus, 5805 nucleotides. RefSeq names its product forkhead box O4 (gene FOXO4). Gene Ontology annotation, biological process: regulation of transcription by RNA polymerase II. Gene Ontology annotation, cellular component: nucleus. The transcript has 4 exons. The record is from RefSeq and is a predicted model, not a curated record. Gene Ontology annotation, molecular function: RNA polymerase II cis-regulatory region sequence-specific DNA binding; DNA-binding transcription factor activity, RNA polymerase II-specific. NCBI's taxonomy places the organism in Eukaryota, Metazoa, Chordata, Lepidosauria, Squamata, Gekkonidae. The coding region runs from base 97 to 1596 and encodes 499 amino acids.
CGCCUGCGCGCUAGUCAGUCAGCGAGUGCUUUGUGGCCCUGAGGAGACGGAGGUGAUGUGGCGGCGCUGAGGGAGCGCGAGAGCGGAAGGGGCGCCAUGGCAGAGGCGUCUGGGAGCCCCUCGGCGGCGGGUGCGGAGGCGGCCUUGGACCCCGAGUUCCCUCCACAGAGCCGGCCACGUUCUUGCACAUGGCCUCUACCCCGGCCGGAGCUGGCAGGGGCGUCGGCGGAACCCGACCCAGAACCAGGCGGGGGGGCCAUCGAGAGCGCCCCGGAUAAGCGGCUCACCCUGGCACAGAUCUACGAGUGGAUGGUCCGUUCCGUGCCUUAUUUCCGCGACAAGGGAGACAGCAACAGCUCAGCCGGGUGGAAGAACUCCAUCCGGCAUAACCUGUCUCUGCAUAGCAAGUUCAUUAAAGUGCACAAUGAAGCUACAGGGAAGAGCUCUUGGUGGAUGCUCAAUCCAGAAGGUGGUAAAAGUGGGAAGGCUCCACGGAGGAGAGCUGCCUCCAUGGACAACAGCAGCAAACUGGCAAAGGUCCGGGGGAAAGCCUCAAAGAAAAAGGCGGCUAUGCAGGUGGCCUCAGAACCUCCUGCUGACAGUCCAACCUCUCAGUACCCCAAGUGGCCUGGCAGCCCCUCAGCAAGAAGCAAUGAGGACUCUGAUGUGUGGACCAGUAUCCGGCCUCGAACCAGUUCCAAUGCCAGCACCAUCAGUUUAGGACUUUCUCCAAUCCUGACUGAGCAGGAUGACCUUCCCGAUGAGGAGCUCCUCCCUUCCCUCGUCUACUCCAGUGCAUCUAGCAACGUUCCACCGACUGUGACAGAGGAGCUGGAGCUCAUUGAUGGCCUAAACCUGAUGUCGCCGAGUUCAUCCUUGCUGUCAGCUCAGCAGCAUACUUCGAGUGGUCUGUCCCACAGAACUCCCAGUUUUUCCUUGCAGAACCAGAGCACAGCUACUCAGGCACCAUCAUUUGGCAGCUCCCUCUUCAACCCUGUUGAUAUCUCGCUGCACAGCUCUGGUGGCCAUUUCUCUGGCCCACAGACACUGGAAGCCCUCCUGACCUCCAACUCACCACCUCCUAGUGAUGUGAUGAUGACACAGGUAGAUCCUAUCCUCCCACAGAGUGGAGGCAGGUUGAACAGCCAGACUUUUCUGCUCCUGGGGGACCAAUCCUCUAAAAGCAAGAUGAGCCCCGUUAACCUGCUCAGAAAGCCUUCGGAACAGCAGUUGGAUUCAGUCGGUACCACUGCUUUGGCCUCUGCCCUUACCAUGGUGACGGCUCCGCAGAAUGCGGCAGGCCUGUCCACUUUGAAGGCAUCCAGCCCAGCACAGUCUACCCAGGUGGUCCAGCUGGGUGCCCUGCCACCUCUGUCUGCCGCCACUCUUACUCCUUUUGGAGGUAAUCAGGAUAGGCUGCCUAAUGACUUGGAUGUUGAUAUGUACAUGGAGAACCUUGAAUGUGAUGUGGAUUACAUUAUCAAUACCGACCUCAUGGAUGGAGAAGGGCUGGACUUCAAUUUUGAACCCAUUCCUUCUGCUCCUACCUACCCCAGCACCUCGCAGGCCUCCAACCACACUUGGGUACCCAGUUAACUUCAGGAUUGACAAAGUGCCCUUCUGGUUUUGGAGCUUUGCACCCCCCAGAAGAGUCUGGAACAUGGAGAGUACCGGGGGUUGGUCUUACUGCUCUUCAAGCCAGCUGGGAAGAAGAGCUAACUGCAACAGGAAGAAGGAGAUCCUGUUAAGUGCCACGUCUCUUCCCGAGUCUACCAUAAGCCCUCCAAGCCACAGCCAGACCUCCCUGCAAGGAGCUGGGGAAGCAUUCCAAACAUGGCCAAAAGACUCUUCGUGCCCUGAAGGAGCAUUCUCUGAAUUCAUGGGGCAGCAUCAGCUGAGAUGGGUCAGUGAUGGUCAGAAGGGAGCCACUUUGUGUUGACAUCAGCCCUUCGCCUGAUCUCUGCCUCAACCAUCGUUUGACUUAGUACCCUAAGCCUUGAUGAAAAAAAUGGGUGGGAAGGCGAUAUGCACAUCCCAUGGCUGCUUGAGUUGCAAGGUCCCUCCCUGUCUGCAUUUUUCUGGUGGGAAGAAGGGGUGGGGGAGAGAAAGUUGUGCUCUCGGGAGGAACAAGGCUGUCACAAGAGAGAUGGUUACAGCAAGAAUAAUUUCAUUCCCACUGAAUCAGGAAAUUGAUAAAUAAUGAGGCAAGCAACCAUGCAAAGCUGUUGAGGCAUACCGAACUUGGUUCACGCCUGUCUACUGUUGCAGGACUUUGGACGAUGCCUUCAUGGUCACAACUCUCCUCACACUUUUGUUUUGAACCCUGAUGGUAUGUCUGGCACUUUGGGACCUUGCAUUCUGGAUCCCGGGUGCCUGAGGCAGAGUGGAGGUGAUUAGAGGUUGAGAUCUCUGAGUAACGGGUACUGGAAUUGUGGACCUUCUUACUUGUUUUUGUUGGGCUCUUGGGGCUUGUGAGGGUGGCCGAGUAUUUAGAUCUUCACACUGCACUCUGUGAGGGGCUUUUGUAGGAGUCUGUGUCUUUUUAAGGCACGUGGCUCCGUGCCUGCUCACUCCCCCUUAGGUGAGGGUCCCAGCAGAUAAAGGGGAACUACCCCUUCUCCCUCCAACUCUCAGCCUCAUCCGGCGAGGCUCUCUCCAUCGCUGAAGGGUGCGGAGGUGCAGAGCGGCCGGAUCUACAAGGCUAUCAAGUUCAUUCUUGACUGUGCUAGCCACCAGGCCUAUUUGGAAGCUGAGGUACGGCCUUGUUGAAGGCGUUGCCUGAGCCAUCGGUAGCACUUUCCUAAAACACUGACUGCCUGAAAGCAGACAAGCAGGUGCUAAAAGCUGUUGCUAAGAAACCAAAACUUCUCCUGGGGUUUGUUUCUGGCUGUCCUGCUGCAGCCAAGAAAUGGAAAACCUGGAUCUGGCCUUAAGCAGAGCCCUGAUGUUCAUGUUUUUCCUUCUUUUUUUUAAAAUAAAUAAAUAAAUCCAGAAGGGCAUUUUCUACAGAUGAACUAUUUUGGAGGCUUUUAAAAAAGUAAUCUGGACAGGGCUUUCUGUGGUAGCCCUCAAACCAGUAUAAGUGUCUCCAUAUUGGGUGCCUUUCCUUCCCUCAAAGACAGUACCAGUAGGAGGUGUGCUUCUCUGAGCAGCAUUAAGAACAGUUUUGCACCACCUUGGGUAUAUAGCUGGGGGAGUGGGGUGGGGAGAGGGGCACCAAGCAAGUCAUGUUCAUUGGAAUUUGGGCAGGUGCAGGAAUUGUACAUUAUAGGUAGCCUGUAAAGUUAGCUGCAGAUUAACUAGAAGCUUUUGUAAACCUUGGGUGUGGGGGGCACUCUAUAUUUUAACAGAGAACCCUGUGAGAUUAUUGGCUAAAAGCACAGACUGUUUUCUUGCAGCAUUAUACAUUUAUCAGACAAAACACUACAGUACACGAGUCUGGGGGUCUGAAGUUGGGAUUAGGGGAAGCUCCUCAGGGGGGUGAGUGUGGGGUGGACAAGGCUUGGAGGCCUUUCCUGCAUAGUAGGACCCUCCAGCAAUCUUAUGCUUUCAGCAACUAAUCAUGAAUUGCCAACAGGUUGCAUUGCAGGGAUUGGCUGUGUGUGUGUGUGUGUGUGUAUCCAUUAAGCCUUAUAAUAGUUGGCUCACAGCUGUCACUUCUGAAGCUUCUUGAGCCCUGACUGCUUUAUUGAAUUGGGGGAAGGGGAACAGGCUUGUCACUUUGGGGUACAGCACAACUCCACUUAGCGAUGCAGUGGCCUGACAGUCGCUGGAUCUGUAACUUACUAACUUGAGUUGGCUUUUGCUGAAGACCCUGAUAGGCAGGACCCAGAGAGAACAGCUUGGAUUUGGAGGCUGGCGUUCACUUCAUCACUCUGGCGAAGGACUCUUGGGAGCCAGGGGAAACCCUGGGACAGAUUUGGUUGUUCCUUACUAGCACUGGAAUAUUUACUGUGGCAGAAAUAGGGACUGUGGAUGGGCUCCCUUCUAGAACUGGCUUUGUCACCUGAUGAGGGAUGAUGCUUCAAGGUUAUCCUUUCUUGCCUUGAUGUGCUUGGAAAUCCACUAGUAUUACCGGAGAUGGGGAACAGUGAAGUUUCAGCUCCCCAAAUCAAGGCGAAGCACUGUCCAGAGAAGCAAGUGGCACAGGCCUCCAUUCCCACUCACAGUUAAUUGCUAAAAACUUUCCAUGGAGGACUCCACAGCUUGCCUUCUUUUUCUGCAGCUAAGUAAUUUCUUGCUUUGUGUAAGUCCCUUUGUAGGAAAGGACGUCUCAUAGGAAUUCAUAGGCAGGUCUUGCAGGAAAGAAAAGACAGACAAGACAACGCCUCCUAGCAGUGACAGGACAGGUUUCUGGUACCAGACUUUUGGCUGUAGUCUGGCCUUGCUGCAUUAUGUGUGCAUUUUGUAACUAUUACCUGUUGUACUUCCAUGGGAGACUGCAGUUGUCUGACUCAGAAAAAGCUUUUUCACACUUUGCCAGCAGAAACACUCCCCCACUCCCCGUGGAGUUGUCCCUUGCCAGAUUGUGGAGCUGAGUCAGCAGUGUGAUUAACAUGAAAAUGGGGAGACUGGCAGAGGUUAGUGGUCUUCAGGUGCAUGAGUAUGGGACAUCAGUUUUGCUUUCUCAAGGCAAUUGCUUGGAAAGCUGUAUUUUCCAGAAAGGAAGAUGACUCCCCUACCCUUAAAAAGAAAAGAUUACACACAGUCUUUUUAUUACUGUACAUACCAGUAACUUAUGCAUGAAUUUAAGACAAUAUGUUCUUUUUCUUGCCAGCAUGACUGGAAAAACAUUAGGUCUUCCUUUCGGGUAAAUACAGUAACUGCAUCUGAUGCAGAGUCAGGGCUGCUGAGGGAAGUUCACUACCCUUCAAAAUGGUAAGCCAAAGCUUGGGAAUCUCUGGUCAGCCCCCCAUAGCUAGGAGACUGGCAUUUGAGUGCUUUGAGCUGUGCUAGGGAGGAGUGGGAUGCUUGCAGAUACAAAAUUGAAUUAGGACUGAUUAAUUGUAUAACGGCCCCCAUCUGUUUUCAUAUUCUCAACUUCUAAUGUGGGCUUGAAAUCUGCACCUCACACACAACCAUACACCAAAAGAGUGAACAAUAUCAACCUUAUUUGUCACUCUGAAUCAAAGGAAUAUUAAAGCAUCUUAAGGAUUGGCUUAUUUGCAUUGUUAGACUGAAUAGACACCCCGCCACUCUUCUUCCCCUGCUGCUUUGGGGUAUGAAUGAAAAUAGAGCUGGCAUGCAAGAGCUGAUCUUGGUGCAUGAUGGUGGUAUUUUUGCCUUUGACGAAUAAUAAGAUGCUGGCUACGGGGGAUCAGAGCAGGUCUUCAUGGCGUAUCUCUCCAUCGGACUCUUGCUAAGGUUGCUUGUAGUGUGGUCUGUGGGAUGUAUUUGGGACUCAGGAGCAUCUGGGAGUUACCUGUUAGAUUUCCAUGCAUGUCUCAAGGAUGAGGGUGUUCUUUUUAAAGCCAGGUUUCAAGGAUAGGGGUGUUCUUUCUAGAACCAGGUGACCUGGGGCUAUCCACCUUCUAGGAUUGUGUUGUGGAGGUGGUAGAGCUCAUGCAGUGUAUAUACCCUUCCAUACUUCCCCACUGGGACUGGUAGAUUGUAGGAGGGGAGUUGACCUGGGAUAGGUCUUACCUUGUUUCUACUGAGGACAUUUUUUUGCCCUCCCUGACUUCAGUUUUGUCCCCUGUAGCCAUAGAAUCUCUGUCCUCUUCCAGGGUUUUCCAGUAUCCCCCUUUGCUAGAGAGGCUGUGUGGAAUGUGCUAGAGGGCAAAAUGUGACAAAUAAAUCUCUGUA